Messenger RNA from Varroa destructor (honeybee mite), 3531 nucleotides. RefSeq lists its product as uncharacterized. Gene Ontology annotation, molecular function: DNA-binding transcription factor activity, RNA polymerase II-specific; RNA polymerase II cis-regulatory region sequence-specific DNA binding. Gene Ontology annotation, biological process: anatomical structure morphogenesis; regulation of transcription by RNA polymerase II; cell differentiation. The record is from RefSeq and is a predicted model, not a curated record. Lineage: Eukaryota; Metazoa; Arthropoda; Arachnida; Mesostigmata; Varroidae.
UAUCCAAAAGGCUGCCAGCCCUCACGAAGGGAAACGCUGCAGCUUUGUAUUCAGCCUACCUUCGCUCUACCAUAAUGUACAUCCUUGUAGCGCCAUCGUUAUCCCUGUCAUCGUCAAAUGAAACAUCACAAUAUUCCUACAUUAAUAAUAGCACAAAAAUCGGCCCGUUGUCUACUACUGCUGUUGAUGGCGCUGUCGAUGAUGAUGACGACAAUGCUCCUGAGCUGCAGGCACUUCUCUCUUGCCUGCUUCUUGUUCCUAGCCUGUGUCCUGUGUCAGCGUCUCGCUCUCCCUUUUUGUUUCCUGAUACCACGACGCUAGCCCUGUCAGGGAGUCUGUCCCGCUGCUGCUACCGCUGGCCUAACUUAGGCCAGCCCUGGAGCGAGGCCGGGAAGCAAUAUUCGCAGUACAUAGCUCGACUCGUUUCUUCAGUCGUCAGGCGAUCAGGCGGUAGCGCCAGAAGCAGGCGACUCUUUGGUUUGCAGGCAGGUCUCCGGCAUCGUUGCACACUCUUCAUCUUACCAGUUAUCCUCUACAGAGCACUCCUUCCUGCAGUCUCCGUACAUAUCUAAGCCAACGUAGGGUACCACCCCCAUCGCACCCCUGAACGCGACGGGGGUCUAGAGAGGAAAGCAGCGCUUGAGAGAUUCACCGACAGGCCGUUGAGUUAGCGUACAGCUGAGCUAGUGGCCAGCCAGCCGGGUUUCUUCUCCAUUCUACCAUGCUGUACCGCUGCUGCGGUGGACAAAUAUUUUCAGCCAACAACAAAGUAUCUCGUGGGAGGAGCCUGGGCGGCAGAGGCUCCGCCCCGCACGGUAGCCGAGGGAGGUGCUAGAGCGCAUACACUCGACCGUGCUGAGAAGAACGCGAUUCAAUCGGAGACCGAUCUCGGCACGAAUCGGAUGCAUUGGUUACUCGGCGAUAGCUACGAGACGAGUUGGCCAAGACGACGACGACGAUCGUUACUACCAUUGGUGUUAACGAAGAGUGUGUGAUGGUGGCUCCAAGAACGGGAACAACCCAAGCACGAACAAAACGAACGUGUGAACUCUAAGUAUAAAGUUAACACAAAAAUUAAAAAUAAGUCGCUACAACAAGGACGACGGACAGACAAACGCAGUGGUGCUCCAAAUCGGUUAUCAGUGUUACUUUCUUCAAGAAGGUUACCUUGAAUUAGAUUAUCUGAGUCAGCGGGAGUGAACGGGACAAGCUUGAACGUACGUAACAGCUAUUGGCUUUAUAACACAAUAUUUUGUCAACGUGAAGUCUACAGCAAACAGGUGUCGAUACAGGGACAGUAGCAGCUGUAAUUAUCAUGGACACAAAGCCCGAAAUGCCAACGCUCCCGCUUAACGCUAAUCAGUUGCUAACUUUUGCCCAAAAACUUAACCAAGGACAGUUCGGUGCUGGAAUCGAUAUGGAAAGUCAUAAAUAUGAUGACGAUUCGUCCGAUGACGAACUGCCCAUUCAGGUAACAGACGAAGAGGAGGAACUCGCUAUGUCUAAGGAUGGCCAUAUUGCUGACGGCCAAAAAGGUAACAAAUCGCAUCUCGUCAAGCCCCCCUAUUCAUACAUUGCUCUGAUCACAAUGGCAAUCCUGCAGUCGCCCGGACGCAAGCUGACACUUAGCGGCAUCUGCGAUUUUAUCAAGAACCGCUUUCCGUACUACAGGGAAAAAUACCCGAUGUGGCAAAACUCGAUUCGACAUAACCUGUCACUCAACGACUGCUUCAUGAAGAUUCCCCGUGAGCCGGGAAAUCCUGGCAAAGGCAACUACUGGACACUAGAUCCAGCCAGUGAGGAUAUGUUUGAUAAUGGCAGCUUCCUGCGGAGACGUAAACGCUACAAACGCCAGCAGCCGGAUCAGCAGGCAUUGCUUGUGCGGGAACAGAUGUUUCUUGACGCCCUUCGACAGCAUCAUCCGUUCGGGCCACCAGCACCGAACGGCUUGCCAGCCCAGCUGCAGAUGCAGCUUCAGCAACAGAUCUCCUCAGCGUACCCGUUACUGCCUCCAUUAUUUCCGCAGGUGCCUCUCCUGCCUCCACUGCCGAUCAACGUGAAGAUGUCGCCGCCCUCGGCCCCGGUCUCCCCUUCAGCAACGCCUUCGUCGCCACCAUUGAAACCUUCAGCCAACUUCUCAAUUGACGCACUUAUCGGUGGUGACUCGCGUUCCAGUCGGUCACCUACAUCGUUACCUUCGCAACUUCCCGCCCUAUCCUCGUUAGCACUUCCCUUACCGCUAAGCUGGAUCCGAUGAAUGCCUCGCACCAAACAGAUCAAUGGCGACUAGGUGACUGCGUGAAGUUCUCGUCUCUGAAAAAAUGGGGUGUAGUACGAUAUCAUUUUCUACUUUUGGACUAAGUCAUGUGCUACUGACCCUUGGCCGAACGAGUAUCUGUGCGCCAUUGUCAUCGAACGUUGUAAAAUUAGGGACAGUGGUAAGGUACAAGAAAAGCCACAUCCUUGUCCUUCCUGGGGCACUGCUGUACGGCUCCGCAAAUUGACGCGGAGAAUGCGACGCCGCGAAACAGAAUGUAAAUAGAGGAUUGAACAAUGAUGAAAUUUAGUUCGUUAAGGCUCUUCGAAUUGAUGUAGCUACCGACCCCGAUGUCCAUACCUAACCAAUAACGCACCAUUUUUAUUAUUGUGCCAAAGAUCAGACCUGAAAAAUCUGAUUCCGAGCGACCAUUCUGAGCGGCUGCGGUCGUCCACAUCGCUCUCGUAGCACUUCAUGACUUCAGUAUCUGUAUACGGCGACGUCAGUAAACGAUUCGUUUUAUUGGGAAGCUAAUGAUAAUGAUGCGCAGAGCCAGUCUGGGUACAGAAAGCCCGCAGUGAAUAUGUAUUCUGAUAGUAGUAUAUGUAUUUUCACUGUGUUCCUUGUGAUAGCUGUUGGGAUUGAUCUCUUAGUAUUAUAAUUAUUAUUGAGAAACAUUAGUCCUAGUGCUAUUUCAAUUUCACAAAGAAAAAAAAUGUCACACAAAAUAAUUUGUACAUAUAUAUAGAUAGUAGAUAAGUAUGAAAUGGACCGCGUAUACAUGAGUAAUAUGUGGACAGCGAAACAGAUGCUGAACUACACAAUAGGACGCUAGCGGCUAACUGUUGUAUAGAAACAAACAUGUAUAUAAAUUUAAUCGCUUCUAUAUAGAAGUAUAUAUAAAUACAUAAAUUGAUAAUUAUAAUGAUAAAUAUGGUAAUGAUGGCCAGUACCGGUUGUCAUUUGGGAUGUCCAACUAAAUAUAUAGCAGCGAGGUAAAGAAAAUAUAUAAAGACAGAUAGACUUAUACGACAAGACGAUAUCCCAAUGUGUGUAAAAUAACUUAUGUACUAUAGCAACAAAAUACGAUCAACGGAAGAAGGUGGCGGAGAACGGAAGAUACGAAACUGAGAAGUUGACUAAACUCAAACAAAGUUAGUAACGAAGAGAGUAAGUUAAUGAUAAUAGAACGGAUAAAACCAAAAUCGACCAAUUCGAACAAUUCAUUACCAAUGAUGACUAGAAUAUAACUAAAAACAGUGGUAAUAAAUCGC